AGACAAGGUUCCUUCAUGCAGGACCCAAUGUGUAUAAGUUCAAAAUCAGAUAUGGCAACAGUAUCAGAUGCUGCUUCUGUUCCCUGAACUUCUGUGCUGGUUUCUCCUGUAACUUUACUUGUAGUGGCUCUGAUGCCUUCUAGUCUAACCUCCACGGGCGCCACAUGCAUGUAGUACACAGCAUACAUACAGGCUCUAUCUAUCUAUCUGUGAAAUAAAACAGGGGCUGGAGAGAUGGCUCAGCAGUGUGUAUUACUCUCCCAAAGGACCCGAAUAAGAGGAGAAGAAAUAGAGGAUAAGGAAGUCAUCGUCCAGGAGCUGGAGGAUUCUAUCCGUGCAGUCUUGGCAAACAUGGACAGCCUGCAACCCUUUGUUACAGAACACUUCAUUGUAUUUCCCUAUAAAAGCAAGUGGGAGAGAGUUUCCCACCUGAAGUUUAAACAUGGGGAAAGCAUCCUGACGCCCUACCCGUUUGUUUUUACUUUGUAUAUAGAGAUGAAAUGGUUUGCUGAAGACUUGCCUUCCGGGAAACCAGCAGAUGAUAUUCCUCUUGAGUUGGUCCUAGCUGAGACGGAAGCAGAAGAAGCCACAAUGAGGAAAUGGAAACGGAAACUCAUGGAGGAGCCCAGCUCCCCUAGCAGGCAGGGGCCACACAGGGCCAAGAUGGAGACUUCUAGUGAAGCUUCCAGCAACAAGAAGCCUCUGAAGGAGAGCAAGAGGAGCACGGACGAAGAAGCCCAGCAGGAAUAUCAGGACACCCCAGCUUCUAAUGCCAUUGCUGUCAAGGAACAGGAUGCUGCGUUGGGGCAUGGCCUGCAAGGGUUGGUUGUCCCUCCACUGCAACAUAGCAGUCCACCACCCCCGAAAGAGCCAGGAGCCAGAGGCUUCUUGGGGUUUCUAAGUGCUCUCUUCCCGUUCCGGUACUUCUUCAAGAAGAGCGGUCAGUGAGCCUUCCAGGACCACAGCACGCGUGGGGCAGGGGUCAGCAUAGAAGAGAUGUCCUCCUGCAGUAACUCCCCGGAGCUACCACACCUCUCUUGCUUUUGUUUUCUUUUGUCUUGCAUUUAUUUUGAGACAAGUGUUAUUGUAUACAGCCCAGGCUGGCUUCAGUCUGUGCCUCUGCUCCCGGUGCACUCCCACGUGCCAUCCUUUUCUCCUGACCCCGGUCACGGGGACAAGGGCACCAGGCCGGGUCCUCACAUGAGUUUAUCCUCUUGUUUGCCUUUGGUGUUUCCUAUCCAAACCAGUAAGAACGAGGCUAGAGAGAUGGUAGUUGAGUGCACACUGAUAGUGCAGAGGGCCUGAGUUUGGUUCUCAGUACCCAUGGCAAGCAACCUGCAACUCCAGCUCUAUCAGGAUGGCCUGGCGCUUUCUGGCCUCUGCAGAAACUUACGCCCCGCACGCCCUGCACCCUCGUAAUCGGAAGAGCAAGACAAAACAAUACUAAGAAGGGCCAGAAAGGCGGCUUGAUAAAGCAUCUGCAGCCAGACCUGACAGCCUGAGUUCAGCCUCCAUGUAUGUGCACCAUGGCAUGUGCCCCACACAGAAUAAAAUGUACUUUUAUUAAAAACUUCAAAAUAAAUAAGUAAAUAAAACGCUAUAAAGAAUUCUACUGCCCUGAGGUUUAAGCCUUUUGUCUCUAAUACUUGGGACUCUAAUGCCAAUGACUGCUCAUGGCGGGUCAUUGAUGGAGCUUGGCGA
Molecule: messenger RNA, 1701 nt
Organism: Mus musculus (house mouse)
Lineage: Eukaryota; Metazoa; Chordata; Mammalia; Rodentia; Muridae
Gene: Majin
Product: membrane anchored junction protein
Exons: 11
Coding region: 235-948 (237 amino acids)
Cellular component (GO): nuclear membrane; chromosome, telomeric region; nuclear inner membrane
Molecular function (GO): DNA binding
Source: RefSeq, a predicted model, not a curated record